GAUGAGGGAGGGAUGAUGCGGGGGCCGAGAGUGAAUUAUUUGGAGUCCCGGAAUGGAAGGCAGGGGCGUAGAUAGUAGCAGUUGGAGACUAGCAUUGUGGUCUAAAUAGGCAAAGAAAAAAGACCGUAUAUUGGGAGUCAGGAGAGUGCCGGGCAGUUCCGCUGGGAACGCGACGGACGAGGAACGCCUCCUUUAGGCUAAUUCAUAUAGAGAGCGAUUUUGAUGAGAGAGGUACGGGAAUGCUUCGCGGGGAAAGCUGGCAUUCAGACCACUCACGAUGAAGAUAUUCCUGGAAUGUCACAGGCUUUCCAAACCAUAUGUAUGAGCAGAGAACGAGCAGAGAGCUCCAUGAUGCUCGCCAAGUCCUUGGUGUCUUUGGUGUCCAUCCAGAUGGGUGCCGAGACCGAGACCAAGACAGGCGGCUUCCCCGUCGGCGAAGCAAUACGGUAUACACCCGGGCAGGGUGCAAAUCCUCGGAAGAAGUAUCCUGGUGAAGGGUUUCCGGGUCACUUGCAAGCGAAGGUGGCUCGGAAGGUUUGGAUGAUGGAAUUGAAGGUAAUUAUAAUAAGCUCCCGGUUGAUUUUGGCCAACGCCUGGCGGUUCGGCCUCAACGGCACGUAUUCCCACCUGCAAAUCGAGAUGGCAUUGAAUGGCCGCCGACUGUCGAUAGUGACCGAGAUUCAGGAAAUGGUAAUAUUUCACUCGCCGAGGGCAACGACACGAAGGCUAAGAAGGCGAAUGGGCAACAACCUGCUGGCUCAGCCUGGUAGGCAAGCACGAUGUGGAACUUCUGCUCUCGCGGCUUCUUUGUGGCAAUCUGCCGCGUGUUUGGUCGAGUGCCGUCGCAGCACCUCUGUCUUCCUGCAUCUGAGAUGCGAAAUCGUAGCCACUCCAGUUCUGACUCAAAUUCUGGGUCGUGCUAUCAUCGGAGACUGAGAUACUGGGUUAGAAGCUGGCAACAUCUUGAAGUUGGAUGCGAU
This is a messenger RNA of Phialemonium atrogriseum, 980 nucleotides long. RefSeq lists its product as uncharacterized. The record is from RefSeq and is a predicted model, not a curated record. The transcript has a single exon. NCBI's taxonomy places the organism in Eukaryota, Fungi, Ascomycota, Sordariomycetes, Cephalothecales, Cephalothecaceae. The coding region runs from base 223 to 936 and encodes 237 amino acids.